Molecule: messenger RNA, 309 nt
Organism: Sporothrix schenckii 1099-18
Lineage: Eukaryota; Fungi; Ascomycota; Sordariomycetes; Ophiostomatales; Ophiostomataceae
Exons: 2
Coding region: 1-309 (102 amino acids)
Source: RefSeq, a predicted model, not a curated record
AUGGCAAGAAGGGCGUCGGAGACAAUUCCGAAUUUGUCCGGCAAAUACAACGGCCUGCAACCUGCAGAGGGAGGCGUGGACGAAGAAAUGGUGGGAAAGGUAGAUUCCAAGGCCAAGGCUAGGUUCGCCUACAAAGUCGGUGUAAAAGGCUGGUCAGCCGACAUGCGAAGCGAGAGAGGCAGGUUCCAGGAGGAGGGCGAGGCCGACAUGCGACCAGUCUCGGUUUUACGUGAUGUUGAUACCGCUCCGCCGGUUCGAAAAUCUAUGCAAUGCCAAUUGCCAGAGGCCAUGAAUGAGGAAAAACUAUAG